Didymella exigua CBS 183.55 is the source of this 2044-nucleotide messenger RNA. RefSeq lists its product as uncharacterized. Bases 265 to 1629 code for a protein of 454 amino acids. NCBI's taxonomy places the organism in Eukaryota, Fungi, Ascomycota, Dothideomycetes, Pleosporales, Didymellaceae. The transcript has 3 exons. The record is from RefSeq and is a predicted model, not a curated record.
CGUCAUGUCAGGUACUGGCGGCUGGGUAAGAUGAUCUACGGCAAUCCUUGAGUAUAAGAACGGAGGACUGCUCUGUCACACUGAUCCUCCAGCACGCACCACUCGCAAGCACCGUCAACAGUCUUACAAUUUUGCCCUUACAUUCUUUUUACCUCAUUGCUAUUCUACUGCCACCGGCUGGCCCUUUUACGACCCAAGAGCUAGUCUCACAUUCAUUAGUACUAUUCGAUAUACCUUAGACACUCACUACAACAACGAACGAUUAUGUACGGCAUUAUGAUCUCCAAGGCAGUCUUGAUCGCGGCCCUCAUCGCCUAUGUCGAGGCUCGCUUCGGACAAGAGCAGGUUCCUAUCCCAGCCAUUACUGCUGUCAAGGGUGGUGCUUCUGGAGCUGCCGCAACUAUCGGCGGCGCUGCCAUUAGCGAUCUUCUCGGCGCAGCCAACUCUUGCGCAAAGCUCCAGCGCGCCGACCAGAUCGUCGCUCAACUUGGUGGUGGCGCGGACGCAAUUGCUGCAGCUAUUGGCAUGGUCACAGCCGAAAAGAACACGAACCCCUUCGCCAACAACAACACGCAGAAUGUCUGCGGCGACCCGACUCUUCCCGCUACCGCAGAGCUUCGCGGCAUCACUCCUCUCAUCGACCCUGCUGUCGAUGUCACCGGUGGUGUUGCAGCGCUUAGUAGCAGCUCAUCCAAGGCUCCGCUCAACGCGGCCGGCAUGAGUGUCUUCGACCUCAUCAAAGCGGCUGGAUUUGGCGACCUUGUAGUCUCCCAGGUAGCAGGCGCUAAUGCUGCUGCUGCUGCUGCUGCCAACAAUGCUGGAGGCAACAACCAGCAAGCCGCCGCAGGAAAUGGAAAUCAGCAGGCCGCUACAGGAAUGGGCAACCAGCAGGCUGCAGGAAAUGGAAAUCAGCAAGCCGCCGCAGGCAAUGGAAACCAGCAGGCCGCCGCAGGAAAUGGAAAUCAGCAGGCUGCCGCAGGAAAGGGCAACCAGCAAGCCGCCGCAGGCAAUGGCAACAACCAGCAGGCUGCCAACAAUCAGCAAGCUGGGGGUGCGAAUCAGAAUGCCAAUGCCGGAAACGGUGCCGCCUGUAAUUCUGGAAUUGCCAAUAACGGCACACAGAGCGGGAAUCAGAAUGCAGGCAACGCCAACCAGAACCAGAACGCUGGCAACGCCAACCUGGGCGCCGCGAACAACGGCGCAGGAGCAGCAGCGGGUGGAGCAGCAGCAGGCGGUGCAGAUUUUGGCAAGUGCACACCAACCAUGAUUUUCGAAGCCGGGCAGAACGGACGCGCCGCCACCGAAUUCACAUUCCAGAUCGCCGACCCGGUCGCUCGCGGUGGCCAGCAGGAUGCUCUGAACCCAAACAUUAUCACUAAUGCCCUUUGCAAUCAGCUCACAAACGUCUGCGGAGCCAACGCUGCCGCCAUAGCUACAUGUCUGGAUGCGAAGGCUAAGGUUCAGGCUGCCGGUACCAGGGACAAGAGUACUGCUGAUCUGUUCAACACGGCUAUUGGCUUCGCCGGCGCUGUCACCAACCCUGAUGGCGGCCCGGCUGAUAGGCCUGCUGCUACUGCUACCGCUGCGGGCAACGCGAACAGGAAGAUGAAGCGCGGUCUGAGGUUGUAGAUGGUUGGAGAGAUUGGUCCAGGCAGGGUAUCAGAGCGCAGCUCCCCUUUGACCCUGGAUCAUGAAGUCGAGUGAUGGCUAGGCAGGGUCCGAGCAUAGCCCCCCUUCGACCCUAGAGCACUCCGUUAAAUGGUUUGGAUGGGACGUCGACCAGGCAGGGUUAAGAGCAAAGCUCCCCUCCGACCCUGUGUCAAUGCUUGCAUGGGCAUGAAUACCUAAGAUUUUUCUUUCCUUUCUGUUCAUUUCUUGUUUGGUUGUAAGAUAUGGAAGUUAACGAAUACACGAAUGUACCGCCAAUCAAAACCUCGUUUCUUCAUCUAUCCUUCUGGGUGCCUCCUCGGUCGUGAUUUUCUCGCCCUGAUGUGCAAUAGAUCUUAAAGCUGCCUUCUCGGUCUUUUACCUACCACCUCUUUCC